UGAAAUUGUGAAUCCUAUUUUUCAUCAAUCAUUUGUAUCAGAUAUUCCUAUAAUAAUUGUUGCAACAAAAUAAUAAUUAAUCUCUUCUAGUCCGGGUUAGUAAGUUGGAAGGAAAUAAUUAAAGUAGUGAUAAUUUUUUUUAUAUAUAGUUAUGUAAAAGAAUACAAUUUUGCAGAUUGGAAAAUCAGCAGACCAACCCCCUUAUUUUGCAAGGAUAAGGAUGCGAACAUGCCAAAUUUUCAAUGGUGGUUCUACAGUCACCAAAAAUUUGCUGAUUUCCGAGCCACUUCCGUUUUCUUUUAAUUCUAAUUCGAACCCUGAAUGUAUAUAUAUAGCUAGCUAAAGAAGUUAUUUCCUGUGCAUUUUUUUAGAUGUUACAUUUCUGAAUAUGAAUUUCAAUAUCCAUUCUACUCUUUUAGUCCCCGGAGGACAAGAAUUUCUUUUAAGACCAAUCUAAUUUACAAUGGUGUUUAGGUGAUUGCACUUGAAAUAUAAAGCAGUUACCAAUCCAUAAUAGUAUGACCAAGAUGUUACUUUCAUGUUUUUAUAGAUCGUUCUUAAAUAAAAUAUUUAUUUCGGCCAUUGUAAAUACCUAAAUUUAUUUAAUAUUUCAAGAAUCAUGGAAGAUGAUCCUGAACAUCGGAAAAACAGUUUUCAUGGACAUCCUAAGUUGAAAGAAAUGUAUAACAUGGGCAUAAAGUCAAGUAAAAUUCUUCAAAACUCACUUCUGGUGUAUUUACAAUUAAUAGAAAUUCAAAAUUGGUUUGAUGUGGAGUUAGUACCUGCUAUUGAAAAUCAAGUUGUGUUUAUAAAAGGAAGAAGAACUUAUAAGGCCAUUAAAAUGGAAUAUGUGUUGUCCAUAGGCUCCAAUGAAUCGUUCACCACAGAACAUCUCAAUUCCUUAAUUGAUGUUGCAUGUCAACUCGGCUGUUCUGAUAAAAGUUUGUUGUUAGCAUUUGUUGAUAGCGGUUCGACAGUGGUUUUUUACCAAAUCACCAAAGGUUUAAUACCUCCUGCAAAACCGUCUCAAAAAGAACUUUUAAAAAUGAGCAAGUUGCCAGAAUGGAAUGAAAGAAAAGGAAAGUGGAAAUAUUAACCUUUUUUAUUUUCCGUGUUUAUUUUCGGAAUAUGUGUUGAUUCGCUUCAAGGAAAUAGUAUAUCCGUCAAUCACAAUUCUUUGAUGUCAAGAUGUGCACUUGAAAAGAUAGGAAUACUUUUGGUACGGAUAAAAAAGUCAUAUGAUUUGGUUAUUUAGAAGAAGCAUUAUGCAAUAUUACAAACGAAUAUGUUUUUGUUAUGUUUUGUGGAAAAGACUUUGUGUAGCGAAAACUUCAAAGUGUCCUUAUAUUUCUGAGCAAACAGUCCGUCUGAAAAAUCUUGAUCCUUAAGAAAACCUAUUUAGUACUAUUUCGAGUGUAAUUUUGGUCAUGGCGAACAGAGUGCGUUUGCUCCAAAAUGUUCACGAGUAUAGAUGACUUGCCAGUACAAAAGUUUACGGCUUUUUGCACAUGCGCACACAGGUAAGAAAGCAGGACUGUAUGGGGUAGAAUAUAUAUUAUUAAAUUUACAGAUUUUCUGGAAGUGCAAAAUUCAAAAGUGCGACAAGUCUAGGGAUUGCAAAGUGAAACAAAAUUGGAUUACAAAGUGCGGUAGGAUUACAAAAGUCUCAAUUUUAGGAGAAGAGGGAGACUUUGUAAACAUUUUUAUUGUAACAUUCAAAGCCUACAAUGUCGCACUUUUAUAUCUCCUCGUUAAUUUAUAUCCUUCGAAAACAACUGAAUUUAUAGCGCUAUGUUUUUUCUAAGUUAUAAGGAUGUUUGCGUUAUAUAUUGAAAGUGGUUUUCUGCAUCUCCUCCUCUGUGCGUUUUUUUAAAACGUUGUUUUCUUUGUUUUAUAUUUGCCAAAAAGUUGUCGUAGGUAAUUACAUGCAUGAUUGGGUUUUAACGAGCCAUUACCAGAAAAGACACGUUCCACUUCAAGCAGAUAGGCAUUGUUUUGUUAGUAACUUGAACGUGCUAAGAAGGGUGGUUUGUGAAAGUUUUGUCGGAAAAUAAUAAGUUAAUUUCUUUGUAAUCUAAAUGAUAAGUAGUUUGUUAUUACAAGCUCGUGAGCUUGUAUUAAAAUGCAAAUGUGUCCCACAGGAAUGGAAUUUUUUGCCUCUUUGAGCACCGAAAUGGAGUAGUCGUGUGUUCGAAUCUCAUCGUGGUAACUAUUUUUACUUUUUUUUUUUUUGCUGUUAUAAAUUUUAUUUUUGAAAAAGAUAAAAUAAGUGUUCAAAACCAUUAUUUAACUAACUGGUUAAUUAAAGGUGUUUCCACCAAAGUUUACAAAAGUGAAUGUAGGCAGAAUUAAGGUCUCCCCAAAUGCCUGGACAGUAGUUUGCGAAAAAAAAAUGUCCAUUACGUAAGAGAGAAACGAAUACGCUCCACCGUACAAAAUUUGGUGAAAUGUAAGCAAAAGGCAAAUUAUAUUGUAAAUAAUGACGAGAACAGAAUUCUUUU
This is a messenger RNA of Hydractinia symbiolongicarpus, 2501 nucleotides long. Its product is annotated as tRNA-splicing endonuclease subunit Sen15-like. Bases 620 to 1096 code for a protein of 158 amino acids. Gene Ontology annotation, biological process: tRNA splicing, via endonucleolytic cleavage and ligation. The transcript is spliced from 6 exons. The record is from RefSeq and is a predicted model, not a curated record. Gene Ontology annotation, molecular function: nucleic acid binding. NCBI's taxonomy places the organism in Eukaryota, Metazoa, Cnidaria, Hydrozoa, Anthoathecata, Hydractiniidae.